AUGUCGUCUUUAACAAAGUUACUACAGGAGAAGAGAAACGAGCCUUCUCCUGUCCCUAUCAACAACAAAAAUACCACAAAGAGUUCUCCUUUGUUGCAUACCACCUCAAGGACUUUGGGCCUGGAACAUGAUAGAAACGUUAGGAACCCUACGACAAGUGUUACAACUGUAACACAGUUGGAUUCUGAAGAUGAUACCGAGACGACAGGCUCCUCCACAGCGAGCUCCUCUGUCAAUGAUAAAAACAAUGUACUAUCUUCAAGCUUUCUAACCGCUAAUUUUGCUCAUACAGCUACUUUAUAUGGCACCAGUUUACAAUCUAGAGACCUACAUCAAGGAUCGGGAUCGUUUAUAGACAACAGCUAUCUUGGUAGCAAUGAUAUCCCUGCGAGGAAAAGUUCUAUGAGGUCAAGCAACAGCGCCAGACCUAUCCCCUCCCUAUCGUCGAGUAUUCCUUAUUCUGUGCCAAAUUCCAAUAAAGAUGCAAGCAAUACCAACAUCAGACCUAUGGGCUUAAAUAGUGCUAAUUCCUCUUACUCUUCCUCCUGGUUAGAACAAUAUGGUAGUAAUAUGCCAAGCAAUAUAUCAGCCAUCGACUCUACAGUCAUAUCAUCUCCAAAAGUCGACAGUGUAGAAGCAAGAUUCGUCAUAUCGAAGCAGAAGUUACAAAAGGCAUCUAUGUCCAUUACUCAUACCACUUCUGUUUCGAGGUCAAAUUCUUUUUCUUCUCAAAUCGGCAGCCUUUUUUCAAAGGGAUCGAGAGACAAAUAUGCUGCCAACACUGCUACCAAUGAAACGAGAUCUCAUUCUUCCACAUCCACGAAUUCUAAUUCGACUGCUGCAACUGCUAUUCCUAAACCAGGUCGUGCAAGACAAAGCAGUAUUUAUUCUUCUUCAAGACAACCAUCCGGCUCAUAUACCGAAAAUUUCUACGGUUCUCCAAGCUCAAUGAAUGAUCAUCCGCCAAGUCAAAGUGUGCCAAGGUCUCAUCACUCUUCGAUAGCAAAUCUGAGAGGCUUUUUUUUCAAGAAAAGCUCUGGUAAUCUUUCAACCAGUAUAAAUGCUACAGCUUCGAACUUAAGCAAUUCUCCAGGUAUAUCAAGCAACAUCUCUGCUGUAUCUAAUAAGCAGCCAUUCACUCCGGGUUCGUACAACAGUGUAAAUAGCGAUACCAUCUACUCUGCAACAAAUGAAGUCUCACAGCCGUUCUCAAAACGGUACUUCAGGACUGGUGAAGACUUGGGUGCUGGUGCAGGGGGCUCUGUCAAACUUGUAAAAAGAUUAAGUGACAGUAAAAUACUGGCAGUGAAAGAAUUCAGGUUAAAAUUUGAAAAUGAAACCAAAAGAGACUAUGUUAAAAAGAUCACAUCUGAAUACUGCAUAGGUACCACACUACAUCAUCAGAAUAUUAUUGAAACAGUAGAAAUCGUUUACGACAAUAAUAGAAUGCUACAAGUAAUGGAAUAUUGUGACUAUGAUCUUUUUGCCAUUGUUAUGAGCGAUAAAAUGUCUUAUGAAGAAACCUGUUGUUGCUUUAAACAAAUUUUAACUGGUGUAGAAUAUUUACAUAGUAUUGGCCUCGCACAUAGGGACUUGAAGUUAGACAACUGUGUUAUAAAUUCGAAAGGUAUUGUAAAAUUAAUUGAUUUUGGUGCUGCUGUUGUAUUCUCUUAUCCUUUCUCGAAAAAUCUAGUUGAAGCAAGCGGCAUUGUUGGUAGUGAUCCAUACUUAGCACCAGAGGUUUGCAUAUUUACGAAAUAUGAUCCACGUCCCGUUGAUAUUUGGUCGGUAGCUAUUAUAUUUGCCUGUAUGAUAUUGAAAAAGUUCCCAUGGAAAAUUCCAAAGUUAAGAGAUAGUUCCUUCAAGCUAUUUUGUUCUGGACGUGAUUGUGACUCACUAAGCAGUUUGGUUACUAGAACACCAAAUCCGCCAUCUUAUGAUAAUAUAUCAGCAGAUAGUAAACCUGUAUCAUCUAAUAAUGCGUCCGACCCCAAUAAUCUUAAUAUUGGCCCACAAAGGCUUCUACAUCAAUUGCCCGAGGAAUCGCAACAUAUAAUUGGUAGAAUGAUUGAUCUAGCCCCUGCUUGUAGAAGUAGCAUUGAUGAAGUUAUGAAGGAUCCAUGGAUCACAAGUAUCGAAAUGUGUCAUCAAGUGGAGGAUGGGCUCAAAUACAAAUUAGUCAGCUCAUCAGAUCAUACCCAUACGAAAGUCGAUCAAAGUGAGGCACACAUCGCGGGAUUGGAAAAGAAGAAGAAGAAGCAACAACGUCAACAAAAAUAG
This is a messenger RNA of Kazachstania africana CBS 2517, 2280 nucleotides long. It is a transcript of the gene NPR1, whose product is annotated as serine/threonine protein kinase NPR1. The coding region runs from base 1 to 2280 and encodes 759 amino acids. Gene Ontology annotation, molecular function: ATP binding; protein serine/threonine kinase activity. Lineage: Eukaryota; Fungi; Ascomycota; Saccharomycetes; Saccharomycetales; Saccharomycetaceae. Gene Ontology annotation, biological process: intracellular signal transduction; protein phosphorylation. The record is from RefSeq and is a predicted model, not a curated record. The transcript has a single exon.